UCGGGCGCACUGGCAGGCAGCUGUGGCGGAAACAACUCCAUUUCCCAACCAACCAACCAACAGCCGCCCAAGGCCGAUCCAUGGCGUCGGCGUCGCCGUCGCGGCUGCUGCCGCCCUUUCCCCCUCCAGCUGCCCCAACAUCCCGCCACACAACUCUCCGCGCCGUCCCUCGCAGCUGCAGCCUCGCUAUCCCGAGCCUCCGGUGCCGCGCCUCCGCUCCAGCGGCCGUUGACGCUGGCGCGCCGCUGCUGCUAGAGGACCGCGCCGGCGCGGUGUCCAUCCGAGAGUUUGUCACGCUCGAUGAGCUCCACGCCGCCGUGUGCCUCCGCGUUCGCACCUUCUACGAGUACGCCCGCGACACUGUCGGCGCCGAGGAUCACAGGAAAGGUCUGGCAGAGAGGGAAUAUGAAGCAUUACAAAAUCGGAUUUCUGGGAAUAUGAUUAAUUUUCGGAGAGUCUCUUGUAUAAAUGGGACAGUGCCACUGUUGCCAUCGUUGAUGUCAGCAGAGGAGCUUUGUUCAACAUGCAAGUUUGUUGAAGAUGGGGAAGAGAGAAUAGUAGUUGGUAGUUUAGACCUGAAUCAGUGCCUCUGGCUACCAGAUGAACUGACUGGAAAGAGGCCAGGGGUAACUGAAUCAAGCCAUACACGGGCAUAUCUGAGCAAUGUAUGUGUUGCCAAGGAGCUCCAAAGAUGCGGACUGGGCUAUGCAUUGGUUGACAAGUCUAAGAAGCUUGCUCGUCAAUGGGGCAUAACGGAUUUGUAUGUCCAUGUUGCCAUCAACAACGAGGCGGCACAAAAGCUGUACAUCAAGAGUGGAUUUGUGUACGAAAGCGAGGAGCCUGCCCAGCAGGCUAGGCAUCUUGGGCGCCCUCGAAGGCUUCUUCUUUGGCUUGAUAUGAAGAACGAAACCUUGUGAUCUUACCUGUAAAUGCUUCUUUUUAUAGUUAUACAGCAUUAUCUAUAUAUAAUUUUGAUUUUACUGCCCAAUUCAAGUAGUAGUAUUUUUUUCCUUGUGGAAAGAAAUACAAUUCUCAAAAUUUAAAUUAAGGAUUCUCCCCAUAAUUUUAUUUGUUCUGCACAUAGUACUCAUUAUUCAAUGUAUAUCCAGCAUUCCCCCGGUGGCAAACAAUGGUACAUGAUAAUACAGUGCUAUCAAAUCUUUGCA
Messenger RNA from Triticum urartu, 1166 nucleotides. RefSeq names its product Acyl-CoA N-acyltransferases (NAT) superfamily protein. The record is from RefSeq and is a predicted model, not a curated record. Gene Ontology annotation, molecular function: acyltransferase activity, transferring groups other than amino-acyl groups. Gene Ontology annotation, cellular component: chloroplast. Lineage: Eukaryota; Viridiplantae; Streptophyta; Magnoliopsida; Poales; Poaceae.